Messenger RNA from Vitis vinifera (wine grape), 2355 nucleotides. RefSeq lists its product as uncharacterized. The record is from RefSeq and is a predicted model, not a curated record. Gene Ontology annotation, biological process: regulation of signal transduction. The coding region runs from base 263 to 1954 and encodes 563 amino acids. The transcript has 14 exons. Lineage: Eukaryota; Viridiplantae; Streptophyta; Magnoliopsida; Vitales; Vitaceae. Gene Ontology annotation, cellular component: endoplasmic reticulum membrane.
GGAUUUAACCAGAGACCAAGUGGCUCGGGUCUUUUCAAACUAUAUACACGUGUCGACAGGAGAGAGGGCACCGGAACACCCCAGAGCCAAUCUGACUGCACCCGAGCCGACUCAAGCGAAGGCUGGAAGCCCCGCUCCGACCACCACCAUCAAAAUUUAAUAUUAAUAGCAUUGUUUGUAUUAUUAUAUUUUGCUCGGAUCAAUCACUCUGUGUCAAUCCAAGGAGGCUGAUCGGAUCUCCAAAACCCUAGCCUACAGUCCCAUGGCGACAAGGAAAGGUCGCGAGGGCGAGAUGCUCGAAUCAGUCUACUCCGUCAUCGCACUUGUCUUCGUGCUCGUCGCCUGCGUCGAGCUCUGCGACGCUGCCACUGUCGUCGAUGUCUAUCGCCUCAUUCAAUACGAUCUCGCCGGCGUUCCCUUCGGAUCUCGCCUCGCCAACCUCAACCACCACGCCGCCUCCGGCUUUGCUCCUGCCGCAGAUCUCUCCCGGACUGUGGUUAUCGUCCCCGUCAGGGACAUUAACAUCACUUUCAUCGGAGACUAUAUUACACAGAAACAGCCUCUGGGGGGUCUAUUAUUUUUGCUUCCUCGGAUGAUUAGUUCUGAAAACAGAGAUGACAUGGGGAGAGGUGACCAAACUUUUGAAGAAAAGCUUAUGAGGAACAUGUUGGGGGAACUUGAACAGUUACUAAUCCAUGCCAGUAUACCUUAUCCUGUGUAUUUUGCUUUUGAGGAUGACAAUAUUGAUGAUGUGUUGACCGACAUCAAGAGGAAUGAUGCUACUAGUCAGCCUGCUACUGCAACUACUGGCGGAUACAAGCUUGUUGUCUCAGCACCAGAACCUAAGAAAAUUGUAUCUCCUACCAUCACAAACAUUCAGGGAUGGUUGCCAGGUUUGAAAGUUGAUGGAGAUGCAAACCAACUGCCAACCAUUGCUAUAGUAGCGUCAUAUGACACAUUUGGGGCUGCCCCAGCAUUGUCAGUGGGAAGUGAUAGCAAUGGAAGUGGAGUUGUGGCACUUCUUGAGAUAGCUAGGUUAUUCUCUCUACUUUAUUCAAAUCCUAAGACAAGAGGAAGGUACAAUUUACUUUUUGGACUAACGUCGGGUGGACCUUAUAACUACAAUGGAACACAUAAGUGGCUUCGAAGUUUUGAUCAACGUUUGCGUGAGAGUAUUGACUAUGCAAUCUGCUUGAAUAGCAUUGGUUCAUGGGAUAAUGAACUAUGGAUUCAUGUGUCUAAGCCUCCAGAAAAUGCCUACAUAAAGCAAAUGUUUGAAGGGUUUGCAGAAGUAGCAGAAGAACUGGGGCUUAAAGUUGGCUUGAAGCACAAGAAAAUAAAUAUUUCUAAUCCUCGAGUAGCUUGGGAGCAUGAACAGUUUUCAAGGCUAAGAGUUACUGCUGCCACCCUUUCUGAACUCUCUGUUGCGCCUGAACUGUUAGAAAGAACUGGCGGUCUGUCUGAUAGCAGACACUUUUUGAAUGAAGCUGCAAUUAUCAGAAGUAUAAAGUUAGUUGCUGAGAGUCUUGCGAGGCACAUCUAUGGCCAUGAGGGAAAGAACAUUCAAAUUUUUGCAGAUGACAGUAGCUUGGCUGUUAACCCUUCUUACAUUCAAUCGUGGUUGCAUCUGUUGUCACGGACACCUCGAGUGGCACCAUUUUGCUCAAAGAAUGACCCAUUUAUCCUGGCACUGAAAAAGGAAUUAGCAGAUCAUACUGUUGAGGUGAACGUGCAACAUGAGGUGCUUGAUGGGAUGUUCACUUUCUAUGAUUCUACAAAGGCCAGACUUAACAUUUACCAGGUUGCUAGUGUAACAUUUGACUUAUUGUUGCUCCUAGUGCUGGGAUCAUAUUUGAUAGUGCUCUUCAGCUUUCUUGUCAUCACAACUAGGGGUCUGGAUGAUCUCAUCAGCCUAUUCCGCCGACCUCCCUCUCGGAAGCUGAAAACAGCUUGAUGACUGAUGCAGAAUAGUUUGUCAGAGCCAUUUGUCUUUUAGUGCUGAAAAUUCUCUCACGUAGCUUAGACUGAAAACACCAUGGAUGAGUUUGUUGGCGGUUUCUUGUUGUGUUGGUUAGUUCCGUGUCACAGGGAAUCAUUUUAGUGACUAGUUCCUGCUUCCUAGGAUAAUUUAUUGUUAAGGAUGAGAAAAAUCAAAGGUGCCCAAAAAAUUUUGUUUUAAGAAUCAACCAUUUAUUCAUCCGAUACUGCUGCCAGCAUUUUUACGGAGUGGAAAGUGAGAUGAGAACGAGAGCUGUGUUUUUAUGUGUCUUAUGAUAAGAGAUAAGUGUCAAAGUUGUGGACAGACAAUGGCAGAGGUUGUGGUAACAUAAGUUCUGAUGUUAUAUGUUCAAUAAA